Messenger RNA from Pseudomassariella vexata, 2118 nucleotides. Its product is annotated as galactose oxidase precursor. The transcript has 3 exons. Gene Ontology annotation, molecular function: protein binding. Bases 1 to 2118 code for a protein of 705 amino acids. The record is from RefSeq and is a predicted model, not a curated record. Lineage: Eukaryota; Fungi; Ascomycota; Sordariomycetes; Amphisphaeriales; Pseudomassariaceae.
AUGGUCCGUCUUAAUACUAUCAAGGCAACUGCCGUCUUGCUGCACAUUGGGGUCUCGACCGCCAUCACCGCGUGCCCAGGCGCGGAGACGGUCUAUACAAGCACCGAAGGCGUGCGGUACGCCAUCUGCCCUGACACAGACUACCAGGGAGCAAGUCUUCAGAUUAUCCCCGGCGUCGCUUCUACUACAGCUUGUGCAGCGCGUUGCGAAGCAGAUGCUCGCUGCGCCAAGGGGGUUUUCGACACACAGACGGGAGAUUGUCACAUCAAGGACAAUGCGGUGGCGCUGGCCUGGGUGACGAAUGGGAGAUUUGAUGUCAUCCGGCUGAACAAUAACUUUCCCGAGGGGACCAACAUAGCCUACUGUCCCUUUAGCCAAACGAGCUACACGGCUGUCAGUGCCACGUACAAGAUCUGCCCUGGUACCGACUACAAAGGGGCGAGUGCGCAAAUGGUUCAAGGUGUUGCCAGCGUCACGGCAUGUGCACAGCUGUGUGGGUCGACGUCAGGCUGCAAGAAAGCCGUCUACGACAACGUCGCACAGGUUUGCCACAUUAAGGACACUUACAACAGCGCCACUCUGAUCUGGGCCAUGAACAAGAGGUUUGACUCGAUUACCGUCGACGCUAAGAUCAACUUUGCAACUCAGGGGAACUGGACGGAUAUAAUUCGACUCCCUGUGAUUCCUGUCGCAGCGUACGUAGUGCCACAAUUCCCCGAACCGACCAGGAUGCUCGUGUUUUCGAGCUGGGGAGAUGAUACCUUUGGCGGAGCUGCGGGAUACACGCAAUUCGCCGACUACAACUUCAAGACAGGUGCCGUUUCACAGCGAACCGUGGCCAAUACUAAGCACGACAUGUUCUGUCCCGGAAUUAGCUCCCUCGCCGAUGGUCGUAUUCUCAUCACCGGUGGCUCGAAUGCCGAGGCGACGAGUUUAUACAACCCUUCGACCAACUUGUUCGUCCGUGGCCCUGAUAUGAAGAUUGCCAGGGGGUAUCAAACGUCUACCACGCUAUCUAACGGCAAAGUUUUCACCAUUGGAGGGUCAUACUCAGGCGAAAGGGGAGGGAAGAACGGCGAAGUUUACGACCCGGCCACGAACACGUGGACCCUGCUUUCAGGGGCUUUGGUGGAGCCGAUACUAACAACGGACAACGAGGGAAUCUGGCGAGAAGACAACCAUGGUUGGUUGUUUGGCUGGAAGAACGGGUCGGUGUUCCACGCCGGGCCGAGUAUAAAACAGCAUUGGUACGGUACUAUAGGCACAGGUUCGGUUGCUGAGGCGGGCAUGCGUGAUGGCGAUGACGCAAUGUGUGGCAUCAACGUCAUGUACGAUGCCACAGCCGGCAAGAUCUUCACUGCUGGCGGUAGUCCAGACUAUACGAACAGCGACGCAACCCAACGAGCUCACAUCACCACCAUUGGGAACCCGGGAACUCCUUCGACUGUCGAGCGUGUGCCUGAUAUGACCUUCCCUCGCGGAUUCGCCAACGCUGCCGUUCUACCCGACGGAACUACUCUUGUGACGGGCGGACAGCGCCGGUCCCUCGUCUUCACUGAUACAGACGGUAUUUUGACUCCUGAGUUAUUCAACCCCGUCACCAAGACUUGGACACAGAUGGCCCCCGAAGCCGUGGCACGUAACUACCACUCGGUCUCCCUCUUGCUUCCGGACGCCACUGUGUGGUCCGGCGGUGGUGGACUCUGCUAUGUCGGCUCGCCCACGGGCUCUGACGCCAAAUGUGACAAGAGCGUCGAUCAUGCCGAUGGCCAGAUCUUCUCCCCUCCUUACCUCUUCAACCCAGAUGGUACUAUGGCAACCCGUCCCGUCAUCUCGGCCCUGUCUGCUACUUCUGUCAAGGUUGGCGCCACGAUUACCGUUACUAUGAGCAACAACGAUGCUACCACUUUCUCCUUGAUCAGAAUUGGCUCGGCCACACACUCCAUCAACAGCGACCAGCGCCGUGUUCCUCUGACCGAUAUCACAGCAAAUGGUGCGGCACACAUCAUCCAGCUGCCUACUGAUGGCGGAGUUCUGAUCCCGGGCCACUAUUAUCUGUUUGCGCUUUCGAGUAAUGGUGUUCCCAGCGUGGCCAGAACGCUUCAGGCCACCUUGUAA